AUGGCACAAGCUUCACCGUGUGUGCCGAAACACACCGCACAAUGGAACAUAUCGUCGUCCCAAGGCGUAAAAUACCAGAUCAUGAUCGCAUAUCCCAUGCAAUGGAAAUUCGAGAAAGAGGGUGACUUCACAGGAAAGAAAGCCAACGUAAUUUACGUAACCGACGGCAACGCCUUCUUCUACAGCACCAUGGAAGCCGUACGACGAAGAGCCUGCUGCGCACCGAAAGCACCCGACGUAAUCGUCGUCGGAAUCGGAUACCAGAUGAAAGACACUAUUUGGCUAUGGGACGAGCAGCGACGAGUAGACCUCACCCCACCAUGCGAGAUGGGCGAAUGGCCACCAGGACACGACGGCAAGCCACACAAAACACUAUAUGGCGGCGCGGACAAGUUGCUCGAUUUCAUACAAGACGAGCUUAAGCCGUUCGUCAAGACUGAAGCUCUGCCAGGUGUGACAAUUGAGGAAGAGACUCUUUGGGGACACUCGUAUGGCGGUCUAUUCGCACUCCAUGCUCUGUUCACCCGCGCAGAUAUGUUCGAUUAUUAUAUAGCGGCCAGCGCGUCGGUAGAAUGGAACUCGCAAUAUAUCAUCAAAGAGGAGACGGCAUGGCUGGCGGAAGCGGAGAAGGAGGGCGCGAAGAAGAGGAGGUUGGCGCUCUUCUGGGGAGGGAACGAGCAACCUGCUGUGCGUGGUAAGCUGCAGACGGAUGAGCAGUGGGAGACGAGAAGGAAGAUCGCUGAGGUUGCGAGGCAGAAGGAUUAUGCUAUUGAGAUGUAUGAGAGGCUGCAGAAGAGUGGAAGGUUUGAGAAGCUGGAGAAGAAGGAGUAUCCUAGAGAGGAUCAUGUAAGUGUGACAGGGUGUGCGAUUGAGGGGGGUAUUACGUUCAGCCAGGGCCAGUUCUGA
This is a messenger RNA of Cadophora gregata, 906 nucleotides long. RefSeq lists its product as uncharacterized. The transcript is spliced from 2 exons. Gene Ontology annotation, molecular function: hydrolase activity, acting on ester bonds. NCBI's taxonomy places the organism in Eukaryota, Fungi, Ascomycota, Leotiomycetes, Helotiales, Ploettnerulaceae. The record is from RefSeq and is a predicted model, not a curated record. Bases 1 to 906 code for a protein of 301 amino acids.